This is a messenger RNA of Strongylocentrotus purpuratus (purple sea urchin), 3501 nucleotides long. Its product is annotated as gamma-aminobutyric acid receptor subunit gamma-2-like. Gene Ontology annotation, molecular function: extracellular ligand-gated monoatomic ion channel activity; transmembrane signaling receptor activity; neurotransmitter receptor activity. The coding region runs from base 197 to 1822 and encodes 541 amino acids. The transcript has 10 exons. Gene Ontology annotation, biological process: nervous system process; monoatomic ion transmembrane transport; signal transduction. NCBI's taxonomy places the organism in Eukaryota, Metazoa, Echinodermata, Echinoidea, Camarodonta, Strongylocentrotidae. Gene Ontology annotation, cellular component: synapse; neuron projection; membrane. The record is from RefSeq and is a predicted model, not a curated record.
AUGUUGAUCGUUGGCACAACUCAAGUUUGGCAACACGCUCGAACCCCGUCGCGAGACUGUCUUUUCGUAAAUUAUUAGGGCUUAGGAAAAGAGGAAGGGGAAGAGGCGAAUUUCCAAGGAUAUCUGCUUUCUUUCUUUCUCGUUAUGUAAGGCUCGCCUAGGUUGUCAUUGCCAGAGGGUGUGUGUUUCCGCGUUCAUGGACUUGUACUCUGUCUCCCCUCGCAGGCAGAACGAUUCGAGACGCAACAGCCUACCUCAGCCUUUCGUUCUUCGCACCAACAUCGGCGGUCGUCCACGGCUUCGUCUACCGCCUCGCAUGCUCUCUACCUCUGCCCUCAAAUCGACCGGUGAUAGUGGUCUAGCUUGCCAGGAGCUCUUUAGGGUGUGGAAGAAAUUUAAGAUGUCGGGUGAUCAAAGUGCAGAGAAGUUGGACACCAUGCUGCAGAGCAUGGAUAAGAUCCAGAUGACCCUCAAGCAGAUUGAGGUGAAUGGACGACCAGGGGACUCGGAGGAGUAUUACGCACCAAGAGAAGACAAACAAAAGGUGUUUGCAAGGAUUCGAUGUAACAUCAUCACUGUAGGUGACAUUGACACAGUGGCCCAGCUGUUCACUGCAGAGAUCUAUCUGAGUGUCACGUGGAAGGAACCAAAGGUCAAAGGCAUGAAGAGAGAGGAUGUGAACUGGGACGAGCACUGGGAUCCUCGAAUCUACUUCUUCAAUGCAGUGAACAUCGAUAAGAUGCAAACCAACCAUUACAUCAUGCCAAAUGACGAUGAUGACCCCGAUGGUAUCCCGGAUGUUCGUCUCUCUAUCAGGAUGAAGGGGACAUUCAAGUGCAGCAUGCAGCUGAAGGAUUUCCCUUUCGACUGCCAGGAUUUGACGAUUAAGUUGAUGUCUGAUUGGCCCGUUGAAGAUGUUGAGUUUGUGAAGGAUAUGAACAUCAAGGACAGUAUCAGACUCGACACCUUCACAGCUGGUCACCAGUGGAAGCUAUGGAAGCACGUAUUAGCUCAACCUAUUGAAGAGGAUAAAGCUUUGACGGGAGCACAUAGAUCUUAUCCCAUCUAUCACAUCACCACGCAUGUGCAACGAAGACCUGGCUUCUAUAUCUGGAAUAUCGCCCUCAUUAUGCUGCUGAUCGUCAUCUUAACCUUCACGUCGUUCGUAGUAGAACGAGGUGCUCCGGCAGACAGACUCAGUGUGACGGUGACCCUCCUUCUGACGGCUGUAGCCUUCAAGUAUGUCGUCAGUCAAUCUCUACCACUCAUAUCUUAUCUAACCAUGCUGGACAAGUACGUGCUGUCGUGUCUCAUCUUCCAAUGCCUGGUGGUCGGUCAGAAUGCUCUAUCGGCCGUCGUCGAGAUCAACGACCCCGAUAAGGAGAAAGACUGGGCUAAAUGGUUCGACUUCAUCUCCAUCAUCGUCCUCGCCGGCAUGGUGUUCAACAUCACCAUCGGCUUCAUCAUCUCAAGCCUUAUCAGGAAAUGUAAGACAACCAACAGGAUGACGAAGAUAACUGCCGAGUACAUGGAUAAAUGCGAGCAGAUAAACCAGAAUUGGCAGACCCGUCAGAGUAACCGUGAGGCCAGUAGAAAGAGCAAAGAGGAGCGGACCAUUCCGCCGACGGAGAAGGCGGUCCAGGCCGGAGCCGCUGCCAAGGGCCUCAGCUGGAAGAGAACAAGCAAGGAAGUGGGUAAUAAUGGCAAAAACAACGUAGAGAUGCAAGGUAUUAAGACGGACGCCAGCCUCAAACCAGAGCCCAGUUCCCAUCCUUCUGGUAGUACCACCAGUCAACAAACUACUGCUACAUUCGCCGUCUAAACAUCGCCUCCUAAGUUACCAGAUACAGGAAUAUGGAAUACCGCCAGUUAAUAAACUACUGUUACAUUCGCCGUUAAACAUCGCCUCCGAAGUAAUCAGAUACAGGAAUAUGAAAUACCACCAGUCAACAAAGUAACUACUGUUACAUUCACCGUUAAACAUCGCCUCCGAAGUAAUCAGAUACAGGAAUAUGGAAUAACACCAGUCAACAAACUACUGCUACAUUCGCGGUCUAAACAUCGCCUCCUAUAGUAUAAGUAACCAGAUACAGGAAUAUGGAAUACCACCAGUCAACAAACUACUGCUACAUUCGCCGUCUAAACAUCACCCUCUAAGUAACUAGAUACAGGAAUAUGGAAUACCACCAGUCAAUAAACUACUGCUACAUUCACCGGCUAAACAUCGCCUUCUAAGUUACCAAAUAGUGCAUUCAAAUGUCGUAUACAUUACUUAUUCCUUCAUCGAAUGAUCCUUAUUAGCUUGAGAUAUUACACCUUACAAAGUGAUUACUUGCAUGUGCUUUACUUAUGCAAGGGCAUUUCUUUAGGUACAAUUUCAUAAUUUCGAUUGAAAAAUAAUAUGUGACUGCACAUAAAUCAAUUCUAAAUUUAGUUUCAAGCAAAGGGAUUUCUAGCGAUUAUGUAUUUGUAGAGAAAUCGUACUUUCUUUCCUCAAUCUCAGUGCGUUUUAAACACACACGGGGGAAUACACAUAAUUCCUUAAACUAGUAUUAUGUCGACUGUUCAAACGAAGUGAUAUAUAGUAAUGAUAUAAGCCCGUGGAUUUUGCUGACAAGUUGGCGCUUUUAAUAGAUUCCUAACCGAUUACUUUGUAUAUAUGAUGACUAUGAUCAAAAUGAAAAAGAUGAUGAAUUUGUCAGAUGAUUACAAAGAGAUUACAAAAGAAAGAUAAGGAUCGAAAUAGAAAACAUGACGAUAAACAAAAAUUGCAAUUAACGGGAAUACGAGAAUAUGAAAUAACGGCUUUUAAUAAUAUUAUCACAACAAUAUAUAGCCGCUUUAUUUUGUAAAUAGGUGAAUAUCCCUAUGAAAUGACUAAUGUGUAUAUUGUAGAUGAGUAAUCAGGAUUUUUAGUAUUUAUAGAUUUUAUAUGUAGGUGUCAGUGUAAUGUGUUCAGAAAUAAAUAUGUAAAGAUAUACCCAGUGUAAAUAGAAUGUUAUUUGUUCAUUUUGAAAUAUGGAGAUUGCAAUAGAUAGUGCCACAUGCAAUAGAUAUGGUUUUCGUGAAAGGAGGGGAGGGGGGGGGGGGAGACCAGAUCACCAAAACUUUGGACCAAUGUCUUUCGAGAAAAAAUUUACUUGAGUGUUCAACAUCGAGAGUAGCUAAAACGAGGUGCAAAACGAAGGCAUACUGUAUAAAAUACUUUGUUCGGUUUUUUUUCAUCUGAAAUGUGGUAAUCGAUGCUCUCAUGAACUACGUAUGUUUUUGCAUUGUAGAUGUAGACUCAAACUCUGUGUACAUAAUCAUGACAACUAUGCAAUUUUCGUGUAAAUCGCUUAGCCGGUAUGGAUGCAACGGAAAGUGCAAUUAUCCUUGUCUUUCAAAGUCGUUUGAUAUUCAAUUUGAUACCUCUAAAGCUUAUUCAAUUUUUUUAGAUAUCGUAAUGAGGUCGAAUUUUCAUCUUUUGUUUUUAGACAUAUUAAAAGAGAGUAUACUGAA